CCCGGGUCCCGAGAAGAAGCCGAUGACGACGACGAUGCCGGGCCGUCGGGACGGGACCCACCACCGGAAGAAGCACCGCUGUGCAGGGAAGCAGGCGCUCAUGGAGGACGGAAGCAUCCACGGCAACGGAGCGCAGCCCAACCGUCCCAGCACGCGCCUCUUCCGCGUUGAACUACGCACCCCGGAGCGACUGCGUCGGGGAUACCCCACCUCCUGCGCGAUUCAACGACCCCCAGCACCCACAAGGCCGCUACUCAUGGCCGGCACCACCUCGUCUGCGACAAGAGAAGCGAUCUCGCCGGUGCAAGCCACCGAGCGCGUCAUGGCGUCGCGUGACCUACUCCGAUGCAUCUUCACGUACCAGGACGGAAUCGUCGAGACGCUCCGGGGAGUCUACUGUGCAAAGGGCGUUUGGUUCAGUACGUUCUCGCCGCGAGACUUCAUUCCCAUGCACAUGGGCCCAUUUGGUCGCAAGCGGGAAGCGCUCCUCCAGUGCAUCGUCUCGGACCGGGUUGAUCUUAUCAAGGAUUUUUUCCGGUGCUUCCCCACAUACGCCCAAGACGAUAUCCGCUUCAAGGAGAUCAUUGACGCAGCACUUAUGCUCAACCGAGUCCACGCCUCGAUGGUCCUCCAGCAGCACAAACCCACCUACCACUGCACCCCACGUGUGCUCCGCAAAGCCGCACUGCGUGGCCACCGACCCGAGCUUCUGCCCAACCCGUGUAAUGCUUCGACCAUGGCCGCUGUCUGGCCCAUACAAACCACAUAGAAAAAAGACCUAGAGCCCAACUACAACUACAGUAUCGUCCUAUCUCCCAUCGACAUCUUGCUUUGUUGUCGAUCCUGUGUCAGACAGUGUUUGAACGUUUGGUCC
Saprolegnia diclina VS20 is the source of this 874-nucleotide messenger RNA. RefSeq lists its product as hypothetical. The record is from RefSeq and is a predicted model, not a curated record. The transcript has a single exon. Bases 23 to 769 code for a protein of 248 amino acids. Lineage: Eukaryota; Oomycota; Saprolegniomycetes; Saprolegniales; Saprolegniaceae.